AUGUAUACUAUCAGAGAGUUGGAGAUGAUGUAUAAUUCAUCAUCGAAUAGAUAUAAUUUAUUGUAUGGAAUUCCUAUUUAUUAUGAGAGAAGGGAUGGAGGUCCUAUCACUGCUCUCAAGUCAGUGAUUGCCUUGUUUAAUAAUACUCUAGGUUUUAAAGCUUUUCUUGUUGUGGAUCCAUACAAUGUACCAUAUUCUACAGAUAUUCCUAAUGUUGGUACUACAUUACCACCUCUAUUUAAUGAAACAAUAUAUGGAUCUGAUUUUUACAUUAGAAAAUUGUUGGAUUGGCAAGGAACUGAUCCGAAUGUUACACCACAAUGUUCCUACUUGGUAAAUUAUAAUUUGGAUAAGUCAAAAGCAGAAUAUUACAAUGAUCUAUUUUAUUGUGAUAGUAGUGCUUUGAAUGGUACCAGUCACGUUUUCACACUUUCAUCAAGUUCAAAGAAAAUUAUUUCUAAAUAUGAUGGAAACUGUUUACAAUUUGUGUACAAGACAGAUUCUACCACCAAAACAACAGUAGUAUUCCAAUUUCAAACAUGUGCCAAUACCAAAUUACAAGAGUUUGGAUUUAAUGGACAAUAUUUUAGUAUUUACGGAGAUUCGAAAGUUAUGUAUGUUGCUGACAAGAUAACAUCCUCUUCAGGUUCAGUCUAUUCGGCACCUGGAGCUAUGGAUAUUGGAGCAUUUAGUGAAUUAACAUUUUAUGGUAGAAAUCCAAAUUAUCCUUACAGAGCUUAUCAAUUCUAUUUGGAACCUAUUAAUGGUUAUCCAGAAACAAUGACAAUUUCUAAUAAGGGUCCAUAUGUUUAUCCUCCACUCUCAUUCACUAAUCAAACUUAUAUUGAUUUACUCAAUAGUGAUCUGAAUACUACUUUAUCAACCUAUCUCAGAACCUCUGUUGUAAAUAGACUCUACACUGAAUAUCAAAAACAAAAGAGACUUCCAUUCCCAGUUCCUCCUGAUGAAUUACUCUAUACUUAUAUUUUCCUUCCAAUAGCAAUCUUUUUUGGUGGAUUCUUAUUCAUGUUUAUUAGUGUUGCUUGUUGUUGGACCGGUGUCUACAUUAAAAAGACAUACUGUAAACCUUAA
Molecule: messenger RNA, 1092 nt
Organism: Naegleria gruberi
Lineage: Eukaryota; Heterolobosea; Eutetramitea; Acrasida; Naegleriidae
Exons: 1
Coding region: 1-1092 (363 amino acids)
Source: RefSeq, a predicted model, not a curated record